CGUGGAACCUGCGUGAGCUGCAUAUCGCAAGAAAUCCCGCACCACUGCCUUUGUCAUCUGAACACGUACAAGUAAUCGCCACUACAUUUCAUGGUGCCUAUACUGACAGAAAUUCCUCAAUACAAUCCCCCAAUCCGUGUGUAUCACGAACGACUAGUCUCAAUAUGAACCCAGCUCAGCUCCCUCUCGACUCUCAACUUCGCCAUCUUCGCACAACCCUCUCCUCCAAUCCCACCUUGCUCCUCGUCCUCUCUCGCGCCGCGAGGCUAAACGUGCCAAACUGGUACCUUGCCGGCGGUGCCGUUUCCCAGACCAUCUGGAACUCUGUCACUGGCCAGCCCCCAGAGACGGGCAUCUCGGACUACGACCUCGUGUAUUUUGACAAUUCCGACGUGUCCUGGGAGGCCGAGGAUACCGUCAUCCAGGCUGGUAAGAAGCUAUUCGCAGAUGUGCCGGUGGAGGUGGAGAUCCGCAACCAAGCACGAGUGCACUUAUGGUAUAAGUCAAAAUUUGGCUCUCCUUGCCCGGCGCACUCCAGCGUGGAGGCCGGCAUUGAUUCUUGGAUAUCGACAAGCGCCAUGAUUGGACUGAGACUGCUCGAGGAUGGUAAAUGGAGUGUCUAUGCCCCGCGUGGCCUGUCGGACUUUUACAGCUUGGUUGUAAGGCCAAACCCAGUCCUCGGAGGGAAGGAGGUCUAUGACAAAAAGGCAGCUAGAUGGAGGGCAAUUUGGAAGGGGCUGACUGUUGAGCCUUGGCCUGAGACUACAACGACCCCGAAGCUUGAUGUAUCCGAGUCAUGAGUAAUGAGUCUGCAUGCUCCUUCCAAAUUAGUGCCUGAAAAUUACAAGGGGGAAGAAGAUAGCAGGGGAUGCUGAUGUUCAAACAAACCAAGAGCAUAUUGGAUCGGAAACGAAUGUAAUAAUAUCUGCAAUCUGGGCCACUAUCAGAUAUUAUGCCUCUGAGACCGUAAGUAUUCCCUCAGUCACGAGAUGAAAUUAUUUCAACAUCAUAUCUUGAACGCCCGACGACGCAGAGCAUUAGUAAAGAUUCGUGCAAGAAUAUUCCUGGGAGCUACACUUGACAAUUAAUUACAACCUCCCUCUAGAC
Ilyonectria robusta is the source of this 1107-nucleotide messenger RNA. RefSeq lists its product as uncharacterized. Bases 165 to 800 code for a protein of 211 amino acids. The transcript has a single exon. The record is from RefSeq and is a predicted model, not a curated record. NCBI's taxonomy places the organism in Eukaryota, Fungi, Ascomycota, Sordariomycetes, Hypocreales, Nectriaceae.